GAGGAAGUAAAGAAAGAGAGAUAAAUCUUCCAAAUGGAGUGCAUCUCAUCUCUACUCGUGGGCUUAGCUCAGGUGUUGUGUGAAUCUAUGAAUAUGGCAGAGAGAAGAAGAAGACAUAAGACUGAUCUUAAGCAAGCCAUCAGUGAUCUCGAAACAGCCACAGGUGAACUGAAAGCCAUACGUGACGACCUGAAUUUACGCAUCCAACGAGACAAUCUAGAGGGUCGGAGCUGCACAAACCGUGCCAGAGAGUGGCUCAGUGCUGUGCAAGCAGCAGAGGCAAGAACAGAAUCGAUACUAGCGAGUUUUAUGCGUCGGGAACAGAGGAAAAGAAUGCGGAGAAGAUGUCUCAGUUGCUUAGGUUGUGCCGACCACAAACUGAGCAAGAAGGUUUUGGGGACACUUAAGAGCAUCGGUGAGUUGAGACAACGCUCUGAAGAUAUAAAAACAGAUGGUGGGUUGAAUCAUGAGACUUGUACGGAGAUACCGACGAAGUCCAUGGUUGGGACUACCACGAUGAUGGAACAGGUGUGGGGGUUCCUCAGUGAAGAGGAAAGAGGAAUCAUCGGGGUUUAUGGACCUGGUGGGGUUGGGAAGACAACGUUAAUGCAGAGCAUUAACAACGAGCUGAUCACGAAAGGUCAUCAUUACGACGUACUGAUAUGGGUUACAAUGUCCCGUGAAUUCGGUGAGUGUACAAUUCAGAAAGCUGUUGGAGCGCGGUUGGGUUUAUCUUGGGAUGAGAAGGAGACAGGAGAACACAGAGCUUUGAAGAUAUACAGAGCUUUGAAACAGAGACGGUUCUUGUUGUUGCUUGAUGAUGUUUGGGAAGAGAUUGACUUGGACAAGACUGGAGUUCCACGACCUGACAGGGAAAACAAAUGCAAAGUGAUGUUCACCACACGGUGUCUGGCAUUAUGCAGCAAGAUGGGUGCGGAAUGCAAGCUGAGAGUGGAGUUUCUAGAGAAGCAAUACGCGUGGGAGCUCUUCUGUGAUAAAGUUGGGAAAAGAGAUCUUCUGGAGUCACCCUUGAUUCGCCGGCACGCUGAGACGAUUGUCAGUAAAUGCGGUGGAUUGCCACUAGCGUUGAUCACUUUAGGAGGAGCCAUGGCUCACAGAGAGACUGAAGAAGAGUGGAUUCAUGCCAGUGAAGUUCUGAACAGAUUCCCAGCAGAGAUGAAAGGUAUGGAAUAUGUAUUUGCCCUUUUGAAAUUCAGCUACGACAAUCUCGAGAGUGACCUGCUUCGAACUUGUUUCUUGUACUGCGCUUUAUUCCCUGGAGAACAUUCUAUUGAGAUCGAACAACUUGUUGAGUACUGGCUUGGAGAAGGCUUUCUCAUUAGCUCCCAUGGCGUUAACACUAUAUAUAAAGGAUAUUUUCUGAUUGGAGAUCUGAAAGCGGCAUGUUUGUUGGAAACUGGGGAUGAGAAAACGCAGGUGAAGAUGCAUAAUGUUGUCAGAAGCUUUGCGUUAUGGAUGGCAUCUGAACAGGGAACUUAUAAGGAGCUGAUCCUAGUAGAGCCAAGAAUGGGACUCACUGAUGCCCCUAAAACAGAGAGAUGGCGACAUGCGUUGGUGGUUUCGUUGUUGGAUAACAGACUCCAGAACUUGCCUGAAAAACCCAUAUGCCUGAAUCUGACAACACUGAUGCUCCAACAGAACAGCUCUUUGAAGAAGAUUCCGACAAACUUUUUCAUGCAUAUGCCUGUUCUUAGGGUCCUUGACUUGUCCUUUACAAGUAUCACUGAGAUUCCACUGUCUAUUAAGUAUUUGGUGGAGUUGUAUCAUCUGGCUCUAUCAGGAACAAAGAUAAGUCUGUUACCCCAGGAGCUUGGGAAUCUUAGAAAGCUGAAGCAUCUAGACCUACAAAGAACUCAGUUUCUCCAGACCAUCCCACGAGAUGCCAUAUGUUGGCUAAGCAAGCUCGAGGUUCUGAACCUAUACUACAGUUACGCUGGUUGGGAACUGCAGAGCCUUGGAGAAGAUGACGUAGAAGAACUUGGAUUUGCCGACCUGGAACUCUUAGAAAACCUCACCACAUUGGGUAUCACUGUUCUCUCACUGGAGAGCCUGAGAACACUCUACGAGUUUGGCGCCUUGCAUAAAUGUAUACAGCAUCUGCACGUCGAAGAGUGCAAUGGUCUCCUCUCCUUCGAUCUCUCAUCACUCUCUAACCACGGUAGAAACUUGAGAAGACUUGGCAUUAAAAGUUGCCAUGACUUGGAGUACGUGGUCACACCAACAGAUGUUGAUUGGCUUCCAAGUCUAGAGGUUCUGACGUUACACAGCCUUCAGAAACUAAGCAGAGUCUGGGGAAAUUCUGUAAGCCAAGAGUGUCUGCGGAAUCUCCGUUGCAUUAACAUUUCACACUGUCACAAGCUGAAGAACGUCUCCUGGGUUCCGCAACUCCCAAAGCUAGAGACAAUUGACCUGUUCGACUGCAGAGAGCUAGAGGAACUGAUUACUGACCAUGAGAGUCCAUCCAUUGAAGAUCUAGAAAUGUACCCAGGCCUGAAGACUUUGUCAAUUAGGGAUCUCCCAGAACUAAGCAGCAUCCUUCCAUCUCGAUUUUCUUUCCAGAAACUAGAAACUUUAGUCAUCAUAAAUUGCCCCAGAGUGAAGAAACUACCAUUUCAGGAAAGGGUCCAGACAAACUUGCCAGUAGUUUACUGUGAUGAGAAAUGGUGGGAGGAACUGGAACAAGAUCAACCAAGCAAAGAGCUUUGUUGUUCACCACGUUUUGUUCCAAACUGAUAUGAGACCUAGGAGCACUCUAUACAUUCAACAUCUGCCAGUAAUGUACAUGAAAACAAAUGAAUGUUAAUUAUUUUGCAAGAGAAAUAUUAAGAGCUCGAGUACCC
Eruca vesicaria subsp. sativa (arugula) is the source of this 2861-nucleotide messenger RNA. NCBI's taxonomy places the organism in Eukaryota, Viridiplantae, Streptophyta, Magnoliopsida, Brassicales, Brassicaceae. The record is from the annotation of a GenBank genome assembly.